Anastrepha ludens (Mexican fruit fly) is the source of this 1789-nucleotide messenger RNA. RefSeq names its product putative aminopeptidase W07G4.4. Gene Ontology annotation, cellular component: cytoplasm. The transcript has 7 exons. Lineage: Eukaryota; Metazoa; Arthropoda; Insecta; Diptera; Tephritidae. The record is from RefSeq and is a predicted model, not a curated record. Bases 99 to 1622 code for a protein of 507 amino acids. Gene Ontology annotation, biological process: proteolysis. Gene Ontology annotation, molecular function: metalloaminopeptidase activity; manganese ion binding.
UGUAUUAGGAUAUUCAGUUCGGCAGGAAUAGUUGACGUUGUCGGUUGUUUAAAUAUUGCAUAUAUUUCUUUUUUGUGUUUGUUACUAAAAAUAUUAAAAUGCGUAUUGAUGAACUGCUGCCUUGCAGAGUCAAGCUCGCCAAGCGGAUUCAAAAGUCCAACUGCGAUGCAGUCUGCAUUAUCGGCAGUGAAGUGCCCUCUGAAUUGGUGGGUGAAUUUGAACAACUCAGCAAAUUUGAUAAGGAGUUUGACAGUGCCGUCUCAUGCUUUAAAUCGUUCAUACUGGACUUGCCUAUAGUUUAUUCACCCGUAAAAGAAUUAACUGAUUACCACGAUGUGCGCACAUAUCAACAAGCAGCGGCCAAGGCGUUGGAGCGCGCCAUUAAGGGUGGCUUUGAAUCGCCCAUGCUGGUCGUGCCAGCGAGCCAAAGCUUCGCCAAUACCGAACUUUGUACCGUACUCGGUGCUUUGAACCAGUUAUAUGUCCCAAUUCAACUGCGCGAGGAUAAAUCGGCGGAGGCAAGGCGAGUUCAAAAGUUAUCUCUUUUAAUGACUUCGUCCAAAGCUGAGGAUAUUUUAAAGGAGGCUUUGUUAUUGGAAUCAGGUCGAAGGAUAGCGCGUGAUAUUGGUGUUGGUGACCCGGAGCGUAUGUCGCCUCCGCGCGUUGAAAGCUACGUUAACAAUGCACUUUGCUCAAUGAAUAUGAAACCAAUUGAAGAUGAGAAUGCGCUGGCACGUGGGUUUCCACUUUUUUAUGCCAUCAAUCGCGCUGCACGUCAAGUUCCUCGCCAUCGCGGUUGCAUCAUAUUGUUGGAGUAUGUGCCACCGAAGCCGGCACGCAAGACGCUCAUGCUGGUGGGUAAGGGAGUCACCUACGAUACUGGCGGUACCGAUAUCCAAGCUGGCCGUGUAAUGGCUGGCAAGUCACGUGAUAAAUGUGGUGCAGCUGCUGUCGCUGGAUUUAUGCAGAUUGUCAAUGAGAAAAAGCCUGCCGAUGUGCACGUUAUGGCCGCUCUAUGCAUGGUACGAAAUUCGUUGGGUGAGGAAUCAUAUGUCUGCGAUGAGAUUAUUACUUCACGCGCUGGUGUACGCGUGCGCGUUGGCAGCACUGAUACCGAAGGACCCAUGUGUAUAGCAGAUGCUCUAUGCCGCUUCAAGGAAAAGGCUGUCGAGGGCAAACUACCUGACCCACAUCUCAUUACUAUUGCAACUAUGACUGGCCACGCUCAUCUUUCAGCUGGUGAUGGUUACUCCAUUGCCAUCGACAAUAGUGUGGCACAUAAGGCUGGACAUGCACGUUUGCUGCAAGCGACCGGCCAAGCUUUCGGUGAACCAUUCGAGGUAUCCGUGUUGCGUCCAGAUGAUUUCGACUUUAACAAAGGCAAAGCGAUUGGCGAAGACAUCGUACAAUCCAAUAAAACACCUUCGAAACAAACAAAAAGAGGUCAUCAGAGUCCAGCCGCUUUUCUCAUUCAAGCCACUGGUUUGGACAAACAUGGCGUCGAUUCGAAGUUUCCAAUCAAAUAUACUCACAUUGACAUCGCUGGUAGUGCUUGUGUAUUUCCAGAGAUGCCAACUGGUGCACCGAUUGUAGCACUGGCGAAAACCCAUUUGGAUACUUAAUCGUCCGCCUUGUAUUUGAACCCAUAGUGCGUUGAAUGUCUCUAUAUUUAAUUUUUUAUUUUUUAUUAAAUUGUACUUAUAACCGCAAAUAUGUAGAUAUGUAACUUUGUUACUCUACUUUACCACUACGAAAUACAGUCACAUUCUAAAAGUCAAGUACUGCCAAA